AUGGGUCCCCGUGUUGCCGGUUUCCUUGUGGGAUCUGUGGCUGCCGUGUCUUUUUCAGCUAUGCUGUUGCAGUACGACAUUCUCCGAAAAAAGGACAUAACGGACCGUGAAAUCAGUCUCUUGGAGGCACAAGCAGCGCUCAUCAAGGGGCGCUUCUAUCGUGUUCAGGAGGCGCUUAUGGUGUCAUGGGCAGAGAAGUGA
Molecule: messenger RNA, 201 nt
Organism: Trypanosoma grayi
Lineage: Eukaryota; Euglenozoa; Kinetoplastea; Trypanosomatida; Trypanosomatidae
Exons: 1
Coding region: 1-201 (66 amino acids)
Source: RefSeq, a predicted model, not a curated record